This is a messenger RNA of Candoia aspera, 406 nucleotides long. RefSeq names its product metallothionein-like. The record is from RefSeq and is a predicted model, not a curated record. Gene Ontology annotation, cellular component: nucleus; cytoplasm. Lineage: Eukaryota; Metazoa; Chordata; Lepidosauria; Squamata; Candoiidae. The coding region runs from base 76 to 267 and encodes 63 amino acids. Gene Ontology annotation, molecular function: metal ion binding. The transcript is spliced from 3 exons. Gene Ontology annotation, biological process: intracellular zinc ion homeostasis; cellular response to cadmium ion; cellular response to zinc ion.
AAGCCGGCGGCAGGGCAGCCCUGGAGCGUCCGUGUCUCUUCUGCCUCCUGCUGCCCGCGCUUUUCUCUCCCCGGGAUGGAUCCUCAGGAUUGCGGCUGCGCCACCGGUGGCUCUUGUUCAUGUGAUGGAGCCUGCAAAUGCAAAAAUUGCAAAUGUACUUCAUGCAAAAAAAGCUGCUGUUCCUGCUGCCCUGCGAGCUGCAGCAAAUGCAGUAAAGGCUGUGUCUGCAAAGACCCUUCUUUGAACAAAUGCAGCUGCUGUCCUUGAACAUUUGCAGCCCUUCCCUGUAAAUAUGCUAAAUCUGCUGUUAAGUACAGAUGAUUGUUCAGGCUACAGUGAAUCUCUUGUAAUGGCUUCCAGCCAGAGAGCAUGAAAAUAAAGCUGACUUCAGACAAAUAAAGCCUGU